This is a messenger RNA of Cladophialophora carrionii CBS 160.54, 1521 nucleotides long. RefSeq lists its product as uncharacterized. NCBI's taxonomy places the organism in Eukaryota, Fungi, Ascomycota, Eurotiomycetes, Chaetothyriales, Herpotrichiellaceae. Bases 1 to 1521 code for a protein of 506 amino acids. The record is from RefSeq and is a predicted model, not a curated record. Gene Ontology annotation, molecular function: metalloexopeptidase activity; aminopeptidase activity. The transcript has 2 exons. Gene Ontology annotation, biological process: proteolysis.
AUGCGCCCCCUAACGCUUCCUGUCCUCGCUGCGCUCGCAGCAUCAUGCGCGGCCACUCAUCCCACGUUGCCUCCCGUCACCAGUGAGGCAUUACAGGCGCUGAUAUCGCUCGAUGAGCUCACCAGCGGAGCCAAACAAUUGCAGGCAAUCGCCGACGCAGCGGGCGGGAACAGAGUCUUUGGGUCCAAAGGCCACAACGACACCGUUUACUUUCUCUACGACACCUUGCUUGCCACGGGCUACUACGAUGUCUACCUCCAAGACUUCGUCGAGCUGUUCUCCGGCGGGACCUCCUCGUUGACCGUGAACGGCGAGACUGUGCCAGCCGACUUGUUCACCUAUGACAGCAGCGGUUCGGCGAGCGCGAAUCUCGUGGCAGUGAGCAACCUGGGAUGUGAGGUCACGGAUUUCCCGCCGGAAUCGGCCAAUGCGGUCGUGCUCAUCUCGCGCGGCGAGUGUCCUUUCGCACAGAAGGCGGCCAACGCCGCCGCCGCGGGUGCUCUGGGCGCGCUGAUCUACAACAAUGUCCCCGGCGCCAUCUCCGGAGGCACGUUGUCAGAACCAGGCGACUACGCCCCAGCACUGAGCAUCUCGCAAGAGGAUGGCCUGGCGCUCCUCGCGGAACUCGAAGCCGGAGCGCCCGUGGCGGUCGAGCUUGAGGUCAACGCCGUCCUCGAGAACCGCACCACCUUCAACGUGAUUGCCGAGACGAAAGGCGGAGACCACGACAACGUGAUCGCCCUCGGAGCCCAUACAGACUCGGUCGAAGUAGGCCCCGGCAUCAACGACAACGGCUCCGGCACGAUCGGCAUCCUCAACGUGGCCAUCGCGCUAUCCAACUUCACCAUCACGAACGCCGUGCGAUUUGGCUUCUGGAGCGCCGAGGAAUUCGGCCUCAAAGGCAGCACACACUACGUGUCGACGCUCAACCAAACGGCCGGCGAAACAGCCAAGGUCCGGGCGUACCUCAACUUCGACAUGAUCGCCUCGCCGAACUACGCCUACAUGAUCUACGACGGCGACGGGUCGUCCUUCAACCUGACUGGCCCGCCUGGCUCCGCUGAGAUCGAAGCCGACUUCGAGGCCUUCUUCACGUCCGCUGGCGAGAACUUUACCUCGACCGCCUUCGACGGGCGGUCCGACUACGGGCCGUUCCUCGAGAACAACAUCCCCGCCGGCGGCCUAUUCACCGGUGCCGAAGACACAAAGACCCCUGAGGAAGUGGCGGCGUUUGGGGGCACCGCCGACGUGGCUUACGACGCCAACUACCACCAACCCGGCGACAACAUCGACAAUCUCAACUUGGACGCCUUCCUGCUGAACACCAAGGCGAUUGCCAACUCGAUCGCCCUGUAUGCUACCGAUCUGAGCAAGAUUCCGCCCGUCAGUGCGACGGCCCCGACAAAGCGCGUUCGCCGCGUGUAUUCGAGAGAUGCCGUGCGGACCACGCCUAGGCAGAAGAGGGCCUCUGGCUUGAAGCCCCACGCGCGAACCAGGAGGGGACCAGCGCCGACUAUGUAG